Molecule: messenger RNA, 855 nt
Organism: Salarias fasciatus (jewelled blenny)
Lineage: Eukaryota; Metazoa; Chordata; Actinopteri; Blenniiformes; Blenniidae
Gene: prrt1
Product: proline-rich transmembrane protein 1
Exons: 4
Coding region: 96-824 (242 amino acids)
Cellular component (GO): membrane
Source: RefSeq, a predicted model, not a curated record
AAAAAAAAAAACUCUGCACCACCGCGCGCACGAGAGCAGCGAUUUUCAUCACCGGCUGGAGCAGAAAUAGAUCCGAUCAGAGAAGAUCUGGAGGCAUGUCGGCAGAAAAACACGGGCUCGAUGACUCCGGACGUCAGGCCAUGCAGCCUCCUCCGUACCUCCCUGCCCCACAGGACCCCAACGUGCCCCAGCAGCACCCCGGCAUGACCCCCGCGCCGGGCACUCAGCCCAACUACCCUCCUCCGCCGCCGCCCCCGGGCUCAGAGGGGUACCUCCAGGAAACCCAGUUCCACUGCGGCCCGCUGGGGCCCCCCGGGGCCCCGCAGGGCUACACCGUGCAGACCCAGGGCCCCGGCGGCACCAUGCCUCCCCCGCCCGUGGGGUACCUCCACCCGGGAUACCCGCUUCAGCUGCAGCCCUGCACCGCCUACGUGCCCGUCUACCCCAUGGCUUCGGGGCAGCCCUACAUGCCGGCUGGAGGAACUCACCCGGGGAUCCCGCCCGGACAGAUUCACCCCAUGCAAAUGCCCCCCAGCAUCACCCUGAUGGACCGCCGGCCGCCGCACGACUACCUGCCCAUCGCCGUGCUCACCACCGUCUGCUGCUUCUGGCCCACGGGCAUCAUCGCCAUCAUCAAAGCCGUGCAGGUGCGCACGGCGAUAGCCAGAGGCGACAUGGUGACGGCGGAGAUAGCUUCCCGCGAGGCGCGCAACUUCUCCUUCAUCAGCCUGGCGGUGGGCAUCGCCUCCAUCGUGCUGUGCACCAUCCUCACCGUGGUCGUCAUCAUCGCCUCGCAGCACCACGACGACGACUGGGAGCCCUAACUCCGCCACUCGCCUCCCGACGGGACGCCCG